UGUACCAUCCCUAGAAUAAGAGCCAGAGCGGCGCAUAAUCGCUCUCCGUCUCUUCCCUAUUCAUUUUAUCACCAUUCGCCUUUUGAAAUCCAAAUUCGACGGAUGGUAAAAUCUUGAGCGGUUGAGAUUGAACUGAACGAAUUCGCGUCGAAGUGAUUGAGCCAACUUUUUUGUGGCUUUCGUGUGGCAGCCAAGCGAAGAAGUGUUAAAUUGAUUUUGAGAUACUUUCGCGACAGCAUCGCUUCGGCUGGCGGGUGUGUGUGGGUGUGAUCAAACAAAAAUAACGUGCAAUUACGGGUCAGUAACCCAAACAAAGAAGUGAUAAGAGCGCAAGAGGUCCUUGAUGAAUACGAGUCAAAACAAAUAUGUGCACUUUUAAUGCGAAAUAAUUAAAGGAAUCUCUUUGAUUUGUGUGUGUUUACAAAUAAAUCAGCGAAUGAAUGUGUGAAAGAAUCUCAAUGAACAGACAAAUUAAAUGAAAAGUCGCUGGGAAAUUUGAAAUUUGAAAGCAAGGAGGAAACGCAAGGAAAGCAAGUUGAAGGAUAUGCCUCAAAGCUGAUCGAUUGACCGAGUGAAUGAUUGCGCUGCCAGUUGGUUAAAUGCUACACAAUGUCGGCCAAGCACAUCGAGCAGUACACGAAUCCCUCCUUCGAGCAGGAGUCCGACCCGCCGCCUCCCCCCUUGGGGGGCGUGGCAGAUGUGGGAGCAGGCAACGAUGCCGGCACGGCAAAUCGCAAAGGUCACAGGCGGCAGGAAUCGAUGUACCAGAUGACCGGCCUCUACUCGGAGACGAAUAGCGGCGACGACAGCAGUAUAGAUGCGGCCCUAGACCAGGACAAUCAGCCCCAUGCCACGUCCUACCUGGCCGGGGAUCAGUUGCCGUCGGCAAUUGGGGGCGCAGGUGGUGGACCACCAGUGGUGGCCGACGGCGUGACGGUGAAGUGCCACAGUCGACAGGCAUCGGCUGGUAAAUGUCCGGCUGAACCGGAGGAGGACUUCGACGAGGAGCAGUUCCGAUCGGGCGAUUGCGGCAUUCUCAACUGCAGACCUUACGGAAUCCAGCGAUUCGCCCGCAUCAAGAUCUUUGUGGUGCUGCUCUCGCUGCUGGUGAUGAUGCAGCAGGCCCUUAGUUCGGGAUACAUUAACUCUGUGAUCACCACGAUCGAGAAGCGCUUCGAGAUCCCCUCCAGCUACUCGGGGCUAAUAGCCUCCAGCUAUGAGAUCGGAAACGUGAUCACAGUGAUCUUCGUUAGCUACCUGGGCAGUCGGCGCCACAUUCCCGUGUGGAUUGGAAUCGGAGCUGUAAUCAUGGGCAUCGGCUCGCUGGUGUUUAUGGUGCCGCAUUUUACGGGCGAGCCCAAUCCGGGCAUAGCGAUCGUCAACAGGACCAGCGACAACAUUUGCAAAAACGCAUUGGUUAAAAAUCAGGACAUGGACCUGGGUCGCCUGUCCAGCGGACUAUCCAACCAACCCCUGGCGCCGCACACGCUGCGCGAGGACAACUGCCUGGAGGGCAAGGCCUCCACCACUGGGCCGGUGCUACUCUUUGUGCUCGCCCAGCUGCUCCUCGGAUGCGGAGGCAGCCCGCUCUUUACACUAGGCACCACCUACGUGGACGAUCACGUGCGGACGGAGAGCUCCUCCAUGUAUAUCGGAUUCAUGUACAGCAUGGGAGCCUUUGGACCAGUGGUGGGCUUCCUGCUUGGCGCCUACUUGCUAUCGUUCCACAUGGACUCACUAUCCUCCACCACCAUAUCGAUCACACCCGGCGACAGACGUUGGGUGGGCAUGUGGUGGGGAGGUUUCCUGCUAUGCGGAAUCAUACUGCUGGUGGUGGCCGUGCCCUUCUUCUCCUUCCCCAAAGUGCUUGCCCGCGAAAAGAAGAAGAUACGGAAGAGCAGCAUAGUGCAGCCGGUUUUGCCGAACAACUCUAGAGCCACUGUGACGACGGAUGAGAUGGGCAAGGUGAAGAAGCUGGAGAUAGUUGCCGUGACCAGCAAGGAGGACCAGUCGCAGCCGCCGCCCAAAGUGGACACGGGCUACGGGAAGGACAUCAAGGAUAUUCCGCAGUCGAUGCUGCGCCUGGUGAAGAAUCCCGUAUACAUCGUGACCUGCCUGGGCGCCUGCAUGGAGCUGAUGAUCGUCUCUGGCUUCGUGGUCUUUCUGCCCAAGUACCUGGAGACGCAGUUCAGCCUGGGCAAGAGCCAGGCCAACAUCUUUACUGGCUCGAUCGCCGUACCUGGAGCCUGUAUUGGCAUCUUCCUCGGAGGCUGUAUCCUGAAACGAUUCCAAUUGAAGCCCAAGGGUGCCGUCCAAUUUGUGCUGAUCACUAACGUCAUCUGCUUGGCCUGUUACGCGAUGCUCUUCUUCCUCGGCUGCGACAAUCUUAAGAUGGCUGGCACCACGAUUCCCUACUACACCAGCAACAAGCAUGGAUCUACAUUGGAGCAGCCCUUCCAGGUGAACCUCACAGCCGCCUGCAACUUUGGCUGCGAGUGCCUGACCAGCGAGGUGGAACCGGUGUGCGGCAACAAUGGACUCACCUAUUUUAGUCCUUGCCACGCCGGCUGCACUGCCUUUUCGUCCACAUCCAACACCAACUACACCAACUGCACCUGUGUUCGCGCCAACAUCUCGAGCAGCAUUUAUCGUGGCGCUGGUGGCAGCCAAGCCCAGGCGCUCAACGCCAACGAGAACUUCGCCGAGGUGACGGUGGUUCCGGUGGCCACCGCCGGUCCAUGUGCCACGCCUUGCCGCACCAUCUACCCGUUCCUCAUACUGCUGUUUUUCAUGACCUUUUUGGUGGCCUCCACGCAGAUGCCGCUGCUCAUGAUCGUGCUGCGAUCGGUAUCCGAGGAGGAGCGUUCCUUCGCCCUUGGAAUGCAGUUUGUAAUCUUUCGCCUCUUCGGAUACAUACCGGCGCCCAUUUUGUUCGGAAACCUCAUCGACUCUACGUGCAUUCUCUGGAAGUCGUCCUGCGGCGAGAAGGGCGGUCGCUGUCUCAUCUACGACAUUGAAAAGUUCCGAUACAAAUAUGUUGGACUGUGUGCAUCUGUCAAGCUGAUUGCCUUGGUUAUCUUUAUGGUGGAUUGGUGGCUGGUGCGCAGGCGCAAGCAGCUCGAGAAAAUGAAGCCGCUUAACGCCAGCGAUCCAAUAAUCGGAUCCAUCAUAAGCCUAGACAAAUUAUUUGAAGAAAAGUUUUCGGGUGCCGAGCCGUCAACAGCAUUUGUCGGUGGUGGAGGAGAGCUGAUCAUACCCACAGAAAUACUUCGUCAUUCCCGCAAUGAUUCACGCACCAUGCAAAUGGAUUAUUGCUACGACAAAUGCGGUCGUGUGGUGACACCGGCAAACACAUGCAACCAGCCACAGACCAAGUCUAAGAAGCACUUCCGAAGUGCCUCCUGUGACGUGAAGAUGAUCAAGAGCUUUGCCCGGGAUCACAACUCGUCCAGCGGACCUGCGGAUGCGGCUGGUCAGGAUGCUGGUGGUGGCAGCACCAAAUACAAGAAUCUCAAAAAGUUCCAGGCGCACACGCGCAAUCACUCCACAGACCUACACGACCCCAGUCAACCCAUCCGAUAUAUUCAGAACCAGCUCCGGCCGCAGGACUGCGCCGAAGAAGAUGAUGACGAAGAGCUGACCACCGGCUGCGGACACUUCGUUAAAAAGCACUCGCGGAACCACAGCUACGACCAAAUUUACAUGCCCAAUAACAUACGCUUCGAUGCGGACUUCCUAAGACAUCCCCAUUCACACCACAAUCCCAAGAAGAAUGUGAAUGUUUUAAAGAAUGUGGUUUCUGAUGUCGGCAAGCUAAAGAAUUCAAAUGAAAUAGAAGCUGGUGGAUCUGGAUCACGUGGACAUUCUCGCAACAACUCGAAGGACUUGAACACCAAAAUUUCCAGUGGUACUCCUGCAAACAACGCAUCUGGUCAGGUAGCAACGGAUGCCAGCACCACGGGCCUAAGUGUGCUGCGACAUCGGCGAACCAACUCCAAGGAUCUAAAUUAUCAAGUGCUGCCGGAGUCUGCUCCAUCCAGCUCCGUGUCAGGGCACGCACAUCCACAGCACUCGCGGAACACGUCGCACCACAAGAUCCAGAUCGAUGACGAUCGAAACGAGCUCAUCAACGACAAUGAUGACGAAGAGGAGGAGCGUUCCGCGUGUGCUUAGUGCUAAGCCAUGUAGCUUCCAAGGAGCUAGGACUAUCGAUUUGUGGCAACAUCAGCAAUGUCUCCAUUCCUGGCGGCAAUCGCCUCAUCGUACUUUGAGUGUGUGUGGUUCAUGCCCGUUUCCUGAUGAAGUGACUCAUCCCUCAGCUGCUCAUUGUACUUACGACCGAGUGUUCAAAUCUACUAAUAGAAGGCAUCUGAAAAUAGAAAUCUUUUGAUAUAUGCAACAUUCAACCAGAAUUCGAAUCCGAGUCAGAUACGAUUGCGAAUCCUUGCAGAUAAUAUUUAUGUAACCAGGCGUUAGACUAGAAAUCCUAGAAAGCAGCUAGCAUAUUUUAGGAUAGGAGUAGAUCGUUGUGAUAGGAAUAUUUUUUAUUGUAUUUUAGUGGAGUGUAGAUCCGUAAAAAGUCGAUUAAGUGUUUGAACUGCUGCGUACGUUUCGCUUUAUUUCGACUUUGUGCAAUCUCGGUUUCGAAGUUAAACGAUUGACUGAGAAUCAGUUGGCGAAAAAAAAAAACGAAACGAAUAGUAAAUUACAAUGUUUUAAUAAUCUGAACAUAUAACCAUUGUCAAUGGAAAUUGUGCUGUGAAACAAUUUGUGAGUAUAGAAAACAAAAAAUUAACGAAAACGUUGAAUAGAAAGAAAGUGAAAAUACGCUGAAUGUAAUUCUUAUGCAAUACGUCAUUUAGAGAAUCUUUGUGGGCAAACAAGCGAUGGGUUCGAAUGAAGAAUAGGUCUGGAAUAGUUUUACGAGAAAUCCUAAAUUCCCUGUUUUAAUUGUAGCGAGAAAAUCAAGUCUAGCCUAGAUUUUAAAACCGAAUGAUGUACUUUAAAUGCGAUAAUGCCUUAAAAAAUAUCAAUUAAAUAUACACGCGGAUAAUAUCAGUAUCUCAACUGAAAUGGGAAUCCAACCGCUCCAUCCGGUUGUUUUCCUACGCACUGCCCGAGUGCAAGACCCCAGUAGUCCUAAGUGAUGCAAUCUAGGUUAAUUAGUACCAACUAUUUCUAUGUUUACACCAGCCAGCCACA
Messenger RNA from Drosophila erecta, 5202 nucleotides. RefSeq names its product solute carrier organic anion transporter family member 5A1 (gene Oatp30B). NCBI's taxonomy places the organism in Eukaryota, Metazoa, Arthropoda, Insecta, Diptera, Drosophilidae. Gene Ontology annotation, molecular function: protein binding. The transcript is spliced from 9 exons. Gene Ontology annotation, cellular component: membrane. Bases 610 to 4173 code for a protein of 1187 amino acids. The record is from RefSeq and is a predicted model, not a curated record. Gene Ontology annotation, biological process: sodium-independent organic anion transport; transmembrane transport.